AUGCAGUUCACGUCAAUCCCGCUCUUUCAUCCUCAGCAUCUAGAUGGUCAUCCUCAUCCUCAACAAACAUGAUGACGGAGAAUAAUGUACUCCGAAGAUGCUGAAACAUUCCGUUGCCAUGGAUGCAAAGCCCAUAUUAAUGCUUCACAUCAAAUAUUUACAAACAUGAGCUCCGAAUGCUGGGAAGCAAGAUUCCGCCUUCAACUGAAGUCGCUUCCUGUCAUUAUGUUUCCAGAGUUUUUUGUAUCUCUUGAAUUUAAUGGAAAAUUAUGACUUGUUUCUUUUUUUCAAUUCAUACUCCAAAUCUUUUAGUCUGAAACAUUUUAUAAUGCAACAAAAUUUCUAGGAAGAUUCUAGAAAAAAGAAUAUCAGAAAAGUGAUUUUGAAAGAAAAAAGAUUUGGUUCUUUUAAAUUUGAUUCUAAAGAUUUAAAUAAUAGAGUUAUAAAUACAAAGAGUAGCCAUUCUUAUCAAAGCACGACCAUAAAUAAUUUAAAAUCUUUUUCAAACAAUUUGAUUUAAGAUCUUAAAGAAUAUUAAUACACUGACUCACAAGUUGAAGAAUGAAAUAUCAUGUCUUAAUGUGCCAUAUAAAACAAAAUUUGUUACCAUAUACGUCCGUUUCAACUAUUUGCUAAAAAAAUUUUAAAGAAAUUUUAUGUGAUUGCAUUGAAAAGAGUUUCGAGAAAUUGGAUGUUAUUAAAUUAGUAACUUUUAUAAUCUGAACAUCUACAAUGAACAUCAAAUAGUUUAUUAAGAUUUUCAUUGCUUUCGAUUCCUUUUUCUUCUCAAUGAGAUGAUGCCUUUUACAUAUUUAAGGAAAGUUUUUAUGAAAGAAUUUGUUGCUCUUAUAAUACAGUCAAUAUAAAAAUUCAAAUCAAAUUAUUUCAAGUUGCCACUCUUUCGAAAGCAUUAGAUUCUUCACUUGGCAAGAAAGAUAAGAGAUUUGAAUAUGUGAUGACACGUCAGACAGAAGGUUUGGUUAUUUAUAAUGGAAAACAAUAAGAACGAGACUGCACACGAAAAUGCCAAUUCCCAACCAUCACCAACGUCAGAGUCCAAUAUCAUCAACAACCAACUCCCAUCCAACACGCAGGCGCAGAAAAUCGCUCAAGUAUCGAGCAAGCGAAAAACUCCAAGGUACCUGCAAAAUGCAUCCAUUAAGCUUCUCACACAUCCAGUUGACAAAAACAUUGUAUGGAGCUUCCUAAUAUCUAUAAUUUUCGCUGCCAUAUCUGUUCUCACUGGAUUUCCAACAGUCAUUGUGCUUGUUUGGUUCCUUUUCAUAGCUCUUGUGGCGAGGAUUCUCAUCGCCAAAUGCUCCAUUUACCGAAGACUGAACAGAGAACAUAACGACAUCGAAAGAAACCAAAACCAGAAUGAGAGUCCACAGGAUGUUUGCAUUACAGCCGAUAACUUCGCACGUCCUCCAGAGUCCCUAUGGCUACAUGACACUAGCUUUAAUCUAUACAUCGCGCAUUGCCUUUUCUUUCUCGAAUCAGGAUUCAGCUGUGCCAAGCUUCAAGAGUUGAUAAAGCUUAGAAUUUUGAACCAAACCAAUGAAGAAGGUUGGCCGGCUUUUCCCAGAUUCAUCCAAAAGAUUGUGCCCGUCUGUAGUGGUUAUUAUUGGAUGGACGAUAACAACUUCUCACUGGACAACCAUAUAUAUGAAGAAAAGAAGGACAUAAAGUCCAACGAGGAACUCCAAAAUCAUCUAAAUGAACUCAUGUGCCAACCUUUGCCUCUGUCCAAACCUCUGUGGGAAAUCAGACUCAUCAAGGAUUUUGGUAAAAACAAAGAUACUGUUCUUGUAAUUAGAAUCCAUCAAGCUGUCAGUGACGCUAUCACAUUGAUCUUGAUUCUGGCCAAUUAUCUGUCCGAUAACCAACAACUUUUAAAGCUCAGGACUAGGUUUGGGUCGGCCACCUUUUUCUUGAACUUGUUCCGAGCCUUGUUCGUCGCACCUCUUACGUUCCUCGGAUGGCUUUUGUUUAGAAAAAGAGACUACAACUUCUUCAAUCGGCGUCACAAGCCGCAGAAUAGAGUAGUAGCGUGGUCGAAUAAUAUCAAGUUUUCGAAGGUUUUGAGGAUCAAACAGGUGAUGAGAUGUAGCAUGAAUGAUGUUUUUGUGUCUGCAGCUUCCGGCGCCGUCAGAGCUUAUUUCACUAGACACGGAAUUCGCAACCCACCAAACGUAACGCUGAGCAUCCCCGUGGAUCUUCGCUUUGACCGGGGUGGAAUCCCUGAGAUGGGUUGCAGGUUCUCUCAAGUGAGCGUUCGGCUGCCCUCUAACACAGAAGGAGCAGUGCCAAGACUCUGGGAAGUUCGAAGGAGGAUGGAAGAGCUCAAGACUUCCCCCGAUACACUUGUUAUGUUCGGAGCCGUCUACUGCCUACUGCCGAUUCUACCAGAGGCCGUUGCCCAAUGGAUAUUGAAUACUGUCAUUAGAAAGGCUACUGUCGUCCUGGCGAAUGUCCCAGGCCCCGAGGAAUUUCUCACCCUGGGCUCGAAGAAACUGAAGAAGAUGAUCUUCUGGAUGUCUCCCCGGCCAGAGAUUCCGGUUGUCUUCUCCGUUAUAUCGUAUGCGGGGUCCAUUCAACUAUCGGUGUCCGCAGACAAGAUGGUGGUCACACAACCGCAGCUUCUCAUCAAGGAAUUUGUCAUGGAGCUGAAGAGAUUGUCUCACCUUCUGGCCAGACGGCGCAUUCCUGGCGAACACAGAAGACGAAGUCAUUUUACAGAGGAGCGGCGACUAGCUGAAAUCAUUAACCCUCCAGACGGAGAGUUGCAACAGAAACUGCAUUCAGUACAAGAAGAGAUCCACGCAGUAACUCUGCAACUGAACAAACUUCUUGGCGAAACAAAGUCUUGCGGACCUUCGGAAGCCAAACUCCUGCAAACACUGGAUGAAUUAAAGGAAGAAUUUUCUGAACUAAUGAGAGAACUCAGAAGGAGGAAAUCGUUGGCGGACGGAAUUGUCCUUAAUAAUCAAGUAAGCCUGCUGGAGGACGAAGACAUGGACGGCGAACUACGUCGACGACCUCGUCGCCUGACUCUCACCACUCCUGGUCGAAGGGCUAGUCUCAGCACCAUGCUGGCAUCAACAACACGUCCUCUUGCAACUCCUACCAUUUCACAUCACGCGUUCGUAGUGUCCACUCCGAAUCUGCAGACAGCAGAAGACUUCUCGCCAACAACAUCCCAGACGAAGUCCAGCUUUCUUCAAGUGGCGCAAGAACGUUCCGGAAGAAGAAAAUCGGAUUUCAACUGAUUUUCGAAAAUUGCUGUUUCUGAAUUCAGAGAACAAAUAAUAGGAACAUUCUUCAUACAUUUCCAGAAAGUGGGUUAUUGAAAGUGUUUCCAUAGGAAUGGACGAAUCUUAUUUUCUUUUUAUACUAUACCUUUAUCUAUCACCCUGCAGAUCAAAUUUUCUUAUAGGGAUAGUAUUGCUAUACUGAAUAGAUCUGCUCAAAAUAAAAUUGCCAGACUCCGAUUUCUACUUUUACCAAGGCCAAAAUGGAAAACUUUAUUGUUAAAAAGACACACAAAAAAAUUGUAUGACAGGCAAUAUGAACUUAUUGUUAUUCUUUCAAUAAGGCUCACGUAAUUUUUUGAUCGAUAAAUUUUGAAAUUCAUAUUUUAAAAAUAGAAUCGUUAGAUUUUUAUUAGCAUGAAUUACAUAUUAUAGUGGCCGAAUUGAAAUGGCAGCUAAGAAAUUGUUUUUUCUUCUUUAAUUUGAAAGUAUAUGUGAUUUUCUUUCAAAGUAUCGAGGCGUAUGUUUUUAUAACAAAAAAAUUGUUAAUUUGUAAUAUAUUGUAUUUCAUUUAAUAGAAUAGUACUGCAAAUAAUAAUCUUCCUAAGCACAAGCAGCAACCAAUCGAUAAUUUAUAUUUUCAACAAAACAUUG
Molecule: messenger RNA, 3905 nt
Organism: Argiope bruennichi
Lineage: Eukaryota; Metazoa; Arthropoda; Arachnida; Araneae; Araneidae
Exons: 8
Coding region: 990-3269 (759 amino acids)
Biological process (GO): triglyceride biosynthetic process
Cellular component (GO): plasma membrane
Molecular function (GO): long-chain-alcohol O-fatty-acyltransferase activity; diacylglycerol O-acyltransferase activity
Source: RefSeq, a predicted model, not a curated record